Molecule: messenger RNA, 2631 nt
Organism: Diceros bicornis minor
Lineage: Eukaryota; Metazoa; Chordata; Mammalia; Perissodactyla; Rhinocerotidae
Gene: SELENBP1
Product: selenium binding protein 1
Exons: 12
Coding region: 100-1518 (472 amino acids)
Molecular function (GO): selenium binding
Source: RefSeq, a predicted model, not a curated record
GCCCCUUUUCUGGCACAGCCUGCCUCCGACACCAGCAUAGCUUUCUGCCUCUGCCCACUCCUGGCCGGCUCCUCAAGACCAAAGCUACCAGCCAGCAGCAUGGCUAUGAAAUGUGGAAAUUGUGGACCUGGCUACCCUACCCCUCUGGAGGCCAUGAAAGGACCCAGGGAGGAGAUUGUCUACCUGCCCUGUAUUUACCGAAACACGGGCACUGAGGCCCCGGAUUAUCUAGCCACUGUGGACGUCAACCCCAAGUCUCCCCAGUAUAGCCAGGUCAUCCACCGGCUGCCCAUGCCCAACCUGAAGGAUGAGCUGCAUCACUCGGGAUGGAACACCUGCAGCAGCUGCUUCGGGGACAACACCAAGUCUCGCAACAAGCUGGUGCUGCCCAGCUUCAUCUCCUCCCGCAUCUAUGUGGUAGAUGUGGGCACUGAGCCCCGCGCCCCGAAGCUGCACAAGGUCAUUGAACCCAAGGACAUCCAUGAAAAGUGCGGCCUGGCUAAUCCCCAUACCAGCCACUGCCUGUCCACUGGGGAGGUGAUGAUCAGCACUCUGGGAGACCCCAAGGGCAAUGCCAAAGGGGGUUUCCUGCUGCUGGAUGCAGAGACAUUUGAUGUGAAGGGGACGUGGGAGCGGCCUGGGGGUGCUGCGCCUAUGGGCUACGACUUCUGGUACCAGCCUCGACACAAUGUGAUGAUCAGCACCGAAUGGGCAGCUCCCAAUGUCCUACAAGACGGCUUCAACCCAGCUGAUGUAGAGGCAGGGCUGUAUGGGAGCCACUUACACGUGUGGGAUUGGCAGCACCAUGAGAUCAUGCAGACCCUGACUCUACAGGACGGGCUCAUCCCCCUGGAGAUCCGCUUCCUGCACAACCCGGCCGCUUCCCAGGGCUUCGUGGGCUGUGCCCUCAGCUCCACCAUCCAGCGCUUCUACAAGAAUGAGGGAGGUACUUGGUCGGUGGAGAAGGUGAUCCAGGUGCCCCCCAAGAAAGUGAAGGGCUGGAUGCUGCCUGAAAUGCCAGGCCUGAUCACUGACAUCCUGCUGUCCUUGGACGACCGCUUCCUCUACUUCAGCAACUGGCUGCACGGGGAUCUGCGGCAGUAUGACAUCUCUGACCCGCAGAGGCCCCGCCUCACGGGACAGAUCUUCCUCGGAGGCAGCAUUGUUAAGGGAGGCCCCGUGCAGGUGCUGGAGGACCAGGAGCUAAAAUCCCAGCCAGAGCCCCUGGUGGUCAAGGGGAAACACGUGCCUGGAGGGCCUCAGAUGAUCCAGCUUAGCCUAGACGGGAAGCGUCUCUAUGUCACCACGUCACUCUACAGUGCCUGGGACAAGCAGUUUUACCCUGAUCUCAUCAGGGAAGGCUCCGUGAUGCUGCAGAUCGAUGUAGACACAGAAAAGGGAGGGCUGAAGUUGAACCCCAACUUCCUGGUGGACUUUGGGAAGGAGCCCCUCGGCCCAGCCCUGGCCCAUGAGCUCCGCUACCCUGGGGGCGACUGCACCUCUGACAUCUGGCUCUGAAGUCCACCCCUCAUAGCCCACUCCACAUUCUGAGCCCUCACUUCCACAGGGACCAGGCUUCACCCUUCUCUCUCGUGCUCUCUAACCCUUGGCAGCUAGUCCUACCAAAGCCAAACUGAGGCUGUUGAAACAUAUUGAGCAUUGUCUCCAUAAAGCAACCACUGUUGCACAUUUCUCACUGUGCUCUUUUUACAUGAGCUCUUGGAAAUUAAUUCACCAAGAAAUAAAUUGGUGAGCCUAUUCCUCAGAUCACCUUGUCUUUGCAGGCACAGGUCCUGUGACGUCUCUUCUGCUGACCCAUUGUAUCUUGCACAGAAAGUCCUAAAGAGGACUCGGGGGGGUUAAAGUGACUAGUUCAUACCAGUGAUUACAACACGAUGCUAAUGAUGCCAAAAUCUCACUUUUAUGGCCAGAUAGAACCUGAAGGUUUUGGAGGUGGUUGACAUAAGGAGACCUGGGGGAACAGAAUGUCAAUCCAUGUUCGUUUAAACUUUAUAUUUUUUUAAGUCAUGCUUUCUUUUAACCAACCUAAAAUCUCACCCAUCAGCCCCAGGAGCAUGUAAUGUGCCCCCUCACACACAGGAGACACCCUAGACCCCUGAUGAAGACAGUACAAUCUGUUUCCACUGCUGGUGAGACUACUGGGAGAACACACUCUUGUUGGGAGGUUAGGUGUGUCACCUCCUACCUGGAAGACAGGAACAUGACCACGCAGGAGGGCUGGGAACAUCAAGGUGAACCAACCCAACAGACCAGGCCCUAGCACUCUUGCCUCCUCAUAUAGACAAUGUUUCAGAACCUUGCCCAAAUCAGAGAUGUCUCCUUUCUCUACGCUAGGUCUUUAAUUCUUUAUAAAAGGAAUGAGAUGGAAGUUUCAGGAACCUAAGAGACAGCAGCCAAGUGGUAAUUCUACUGACUCCUUUAGUCUCUACUCAAGACAAUACUAAGCAACAUUCAGUUAUUAACCUACAUUCUUUUCAGCCUUCCUCAAAAGUGUCUGUUUUGAAUAUUAAAGCUGUCUAGGACCCCCAAGAUGGCCAGGCCUUGCCAAGAAUGUGUCACACUUUCUUUCCCUCUAAGGUCUUUAAACAUGCUCGUUGAAACAUCUACCUC